AUGGAGGAGACCAACACAACAGACUUCUCUCUGAACUACAUGACUUCUGGAUAUGCAGACUCUCAGGCAGUUAAUGAAUCUCGGUGCAUACUAGAAGAUUAUAGUAUGUUGACAAUUUCAGGUGUCUUUAUUGGUAUUUGUCUGUGUGGACUUGUGGGGAAUGGGAUAGUCAUGUGGUUCCUGGGCUUCCACAUGAAGAAGAGCCCCUUCACUGUCUAUGUCCUGAACCUGGCCAUCGCUGACUUCUCUCUGCUCCUUUUCCUUCUUGUUAAUCUUACAUUAUACGUUAUUUCAACAGUCUAUUGUAUUUUGUCAUUUCAGUAUCGUAUGACCAAUUAUAUUCUGAUGGUUCUGUUCCUGUUUUCGUAUUUUGCCAGCAUGUAUCUCCUGACAGCAAUGAGCAUGGAGAGGUGCCUGUCUGUUUUGUUCUCAGUCUGGUACCGAUGUCGCCGCCCAAAGCACUUGUCAGGCAUCAUGUGUGGGGUGCUCUGGGCUCUCGCUGGACUUUUUGUUUCUUUGGCUUUGGUUAGUUGUUAUUUCAAUAUAAACUGCAAACAGCUAUUACAAGGUAUAAGCAUUGUGAAUUUUCUCAUUUUCUCUUUGCUGCCACUCCUUUCCAACCUUUCCCUGUUCAUCAAACUCCGAUGCGGCUCACAGAGACGACAGCCAGGGAAACUCUAUGUUGCUAUCCUGCUCAGUGUGAUCUUCCUGUUAAUCUUUGGGUUUCCUCUCACUGUGGCGAUUUUUCUUGGUCAUAUUGGUAUACGCCUAUUUAUACUUCAAAUGUCUUACCUGCUGGCAUCGCUGAACAGCAGCGUCAACCCAUUCAUUUAUUUCCUGGUGGGGAGUUGCCGGCGGUGCCGGUUCCAAGUCUCUGGUAAAGUCGCCCUCCGACGAGUGUUCGAAGAGAAAGCGAUGAGUGAGGAGGAGAGCCGCGUGCCUGGGGACACUGUGGUGGAGACCACUCUGUAA
Molecule: messenger RNA, 972 nt
Organism: Balearica regulorum gibbericeps (East African grey crowned-crane)
Lineage: Eukaryota; Metazoa; Chordata; Aves; Gruiformes; Gruidae
Product: proto-oncogene Mas
Biological process (GO): G protein-coupled receptor signaling pathway
Cellular component (GO): plasma membrane
Molecular function (GO): G protein-coupled receptor activity
Source: RefSeq, a predicted model, not a curated record